AGAGAGCACUUGGGAUUCAGUGACAGCAGCUGCUUCCUCCUCACCAACACCCACAGAGCCCCAGUAUCCUCCCCACGUACCCCCAUCCACGACCCUAGAGAAGAAACCCAAUGCCUCGGUAUGCAAGGAACCCCGUGAACCAGUGUGACCCACCUGAAAACCCAGCCAACCCCUACAGGAAUGUCAGGCCCAGGAGGGUCCAGCAGAGGAACCGCGGUGCCAGCAGGCUGACGGAGUCCACAGACACCUCCGGUGAUGCCUUACUGCUGCCCAUCCGCAUCGGAGCCCCAGCCCCCAGCCUGGCUCAGUGCGCGCUGGGCUGUGUAUCCUGGAUCACCUGCCUGGCCUGCUUCCUGCGCACUCAGAUCCAUCAGGCACUUUUCAACAACUGCAGGCUCAGGCUCUUCUUUCAGAAGUUCAUGGAAAAGACAGGUGUCCUGAUCCUCUGUGUUUUCGGAUUCUGGGUCCUUUCUAUGCACUUGCCGUCUAAACUGGAAGUCUGGCAGGAUGACAGCGUAAAUAGUCCACUGCUGAGCUUGAGGAUGUACCAGGAGAGGGUUCGGCACCACAGUGGGGAAAUCCAGGACCUCCGAGGCAACAUGAACCAGCUUAUUGUCAAGCUCCAGAUGAUGGAAGCUAUGUCAGAUGAGCAAAAAAUGGCCCAGAAAAUCAUGAAGAUGAUACAAGGAGAUUACAUCGAAAAGCCAGACUUUGCCCUAAAGUCUAUAGGGGCCACCAUCGACUUUGAGCAGACGUCAGCCACGUACAACCACGACAAGGCUCGCUCCUACUGGAACUGGAUCCGGCUGUGGAACUAUGCUCAGCCUCCGGACGUGAUCCUCGAGCCCAACGUGACUCCAGGCAACUGCUGGGCCUUCUCGGGGGACCGCGGCCAGGUGACCAUCCGCCUGGCCCAGAAGGUCUAUCUAUCCAACCUGACUUUGCAGCACAUCCCCAAGACCAUAUCCCUGUCGGGCAGCCUGGACACUGCUCCCAAGGACUUUGUCAUCUAUGGCAUGGAAGGGCCCCCCAAAGAGGAGGUGUUCCUGGGGGCAUUUCAGUUUCAGCCGGAGAGCAUCAUUCAGACGUUCCAGCUGCAGAACCAGCCGCCCCGUGCAUUUGGAGCUGUCAAGGUGAAGAUAUCCAGCAACUGGGGGAGCCCACGCUUCACCUGCCUCUACCGUGUGCGAGUGCAUGGCUCUGUGGCCCCCCCAAAAGAGCACCCUAAUGAAGCCCAUGCCCCCCGAGAUUAAAGCCUAUUAUUUAUGCUCA
Erinaceus europaeus (western European hedgehog) is the source of this 1272-nucleotide messenger RNA. It is a transcript of the gene SUN5, whose product is annotated as Sad1 and UNC84 domain containing 5. The record is from RefSeq and is a predicted model, not a curated record. Bases 111 to 1253 code for a protein of 380 amino acids. Gene Ontology annotation, molecular function: protein-membrane adaptor activity. Lineage: Eukaryota; Metazoa; Chordata; Mammalia; Eulipotyphla; Erinaceidae. Gene Ontology annotation, cellular component: nuclear envelope; meiotic nuclear membrane microtubule tethering complex. The transcript is spliced from 13 exons. Gene Ontology annotation, biological process: nuclear envelope organization.